UUUAAUUUUCAUUUUAAUGAAUAUUUUAGAAAAUAUAUUCAAAAAAUUUAUAAAGCCCAAUAAAAAAAUAAUAAGCACUGCAGUUAUAUUAGGAGGAUUUUAUUUAUUUUAGUAGCAUUUAAACUUAAAAAAAACAAAAUCUUAAAUCAUCCCUCAAAAAGAUUAAAAAAAAAAGAAUGAGGAAAACCAAAAUCCACCUAAUCAAAGCCAAACUUUAGAUUUAAUUUAUAAUGAAACUGUGAGAGCUAGGGAUGUACCUGAUGAGUACAAAUAAUUUGUUGGUGCUGAAUAAGAUAUAGAUUUUGUACUUUAAGAAUAUGGCAUGGGUAGAAAGGAAGUCAAAGAAUCAUUAUAAAAAUAUCUGAAAGGAAUGAGAAGAGCAAGAGGAGAUGGUAAUUGCUUUUAUACUUCAUUUUGUUUUUAAUAUUUAGGUUAUAUUUUAAAUAAAGCAUCAGUUCAAGAAUUUUAAGAUUUUAUUUCAAUGGUUGAUACUCUUCCAUUUUCAGUUAUUCAUAAUAAUAUAGAGUAUGAAUAAAAUGAUGAAAUGAAAUAAUCAUUUAAAUAAUAUUGUCAGAUAAUUAGAUCUAUUCAAGAAAAUAGAAAUUAAAAUUUUUUUGAUUUGUUUUCGGAUCCUCAAGGAUAAUUCUAUGGUUUAAGUAUUAUUUUUCUUAGAAAUCUGGCUUAUAAAUUUUGUCAAGAAAAUGAUGAGAUUCGAUCAUUAUUACAAGCAGAAGGACCUUUUUUGAAGGAAUUACUGUUAACAUGGAAUAAGGAAUGUUUGAGUAUGGAAGGUGUGAUAAAAUCGUUGAGUCAUAAGUUAAACAUGUAGAAAUUUUUUAAUUAUUAUUUAGUUAAACUACAUUAUUGAGAAUAAAUUCUUAGACUAAUAAUAUUUCACAAGAACAAUAUAAUUAAAUUCCUAAUCCUAAGCUUAUAAUUUAUUUAGUUUAGGGAUAAGGAUUCUAUUUCAUAGGUAUUCCUUAAAAUUAGUCUUGAUAAUUAUUUAUAAAUUAAUACAUAAUA
Paramecium sonneborni is the source of this 1023-nucleotide messenger RNA. Lineage: Eukaryota; Ciliophora; Oligohymenophorea; Peniculida; Parameciidae. The record is from the annotation of a GenBank genome assembly.